Molecule: messenger RNA, 1347 nt
Organism: Dujonia railenensis
Lineage: Eukaryota; Fungi; Ascomycota; Pichiomycetes; Serinales; Debaryomycetaceae
Source: the annotation of a GenBank genome assembly
AUGUCGGUACCUAGAACAAAACCUUGGGAAGUAUCACUGGGAACUUCCGCCGCGGCUGCGUCCGGAGGGACAGCAGUAGGAGGCGCUGAACAGCACAGUCUUGGAGUAGGAUCCAGCAGUGCGACCGCUGGCGGUGCUAGUGGCGUCACAGAACUUCCAGAAAGACCAGUAGGAUUGGGGUCAGACCUCUCUUCUAUGUCUAACACAUCUCCCUACGGGGCCAGUGCAGGCUAUGGAGGGCUUUCCUCCACUGGAGGCUAUGGCUCUAGAUACGGGAACUCCAUGGGAGGAUACGGAUCGUCCAUGUAUGGAUCUGGUGGCUACGGUUCGUCCAUGUAUGGAUCUGGAGGAUAUGGUAGCAGUAUGUACGGAGGGGGAUACGGAUCGUCCAUGUACGGAGGGGGAUACGGAAUGAGUGGUGGAUAUGGUAUGGGUGGCUACGGCAGUAGCAUGUAUGGAGGUAUGAAUGGGAUGAACGGUGGUAUGGGCAUGAACGGUGGUCCUGGUGGAAUAGCUGAAGGAACACAAGCGACUUUCCAACUUAUAGAAUCCAUAAUUGGUGCUGUAGGAGGAUUUGCUCAAAUGUUGGAAGCAACAUACAUGGCUACGCACUCGUCGUUUUUCACUAUGGUAUCAUUAGCUGAGCAGUUCGGUAACUUGAAGAACGCCUUAGGUUCCCUUUUGGGUAUUUUUGCACUUAUAAAGUUUGCCAAACGGAUCUUGUACAAGCUCACCGGCCAGACAUAUAAUCAUGGCUUGAGCGCAGCGGAAUUCAGCAAGUUUGAGAAGACCCAAAAGAAAUUGGAAGAAAACAUCAGAAAGCAACAAUCAGGCAAACCAGCCAGAAUUUCCUUCAAGCCUUUGUUGCUCUUCUUGGCCGCUUCCAUCGGAUUUCCAUACUUACUCAGUAAGGCUAUCCAGAAGAUUGCAGAGCAGCAACGUAAAAAGCAAGAAAUGUUAGCUGCACAGGGUGGUGGAAUGCCUGGUAUUGGUGGUGGUGCAAGCGCUUUAGAUCCUGCUAACUUACAAUUUGCCAAGGCAUUAUAUGAGUUUAACCCAGAAAAUCCAAAUAUUGAAAUUGAGUUGAAGCCAAACGAAUUGGUUGCAAUCAUCUCCAAAUUAGAUCCUAUGGGUAACGAGAGUAAGUGGUGGAAAGUAAGAUCAAGACUGGGUAAAAUGGGUUACGUGCCUCUGAACUACUUGAGCAUUGUCGAGCGUAGACCCCCACAGAAGACAGUUGAAGCUCCAUUGCCAACUUCUGGUAUGGGAACCCCAUUACCUGCAAGCAUACCUGGAGGAAAAUCUGAAGAUUUUUCAACUGAAGCAUUCCAAAAAUUCCAAAAUUGA